CAAAACCCUUCCAAACCCCUCAAAAUUCAUCAAACCCCUCAAAAUUCCAUAUCCCCAGUUCCGAUAUACCCAGGAAAAAACCAAUGAAUUUCUUCAAAACCAAAGCCCCACCACCAGCACCACCUCCAGCACCGCCGCUGCCACCAUCACCAUCACCACCAUCUCUCCACCUCCUCAACCAAGCCUUCACCUCUCUGCAAACCCAUGUCUCCAACUUCGUCCACCAUUCUCCCCUCCCCUUCCCUCUCCCCACCGUCACCAAUUCCCCAGCACCACCAGCGCCUCUUCACCACCUCAACCAAGUGUUCAAUUCCUUCCAAUCCCAUUUCUCCAACUUCCUGCACCACUCUCCCUUCCCUUUCCCCCUCCCCACCACCGCAGGCUCUUCUCCUAAGAAUCCCUCUUGGGCCAGAGUUUCUGAUAGUACAACCCCAUCUCCUUCUCCUCCUUCUUCUUCCUCUGAUACUGGAAUUACUAAUUCUGAUGCUAAAAGUAGGAAUCUUGCUAUAAGUACAGAGGUUAUUGAGGAGCGUUUAACCGGGGUCCCUGUCUAUGCUCUCAGCAAUUCUUCUGAGGAAUUUGUGUUGGUUUCUGGUGAAAAUACGGGGAGAAAUCUUGGCUUGUUCUGCUUGAAUGAAGCUGAUGCUAAAGCCCUUCUUCACCAGAUGCAGUCCAUGGAUCCCUCUAUGCGUGAUGGCUCCAAAGUUGUUGCUGUAGCUCUCAAUAAGGUAUUUCAGCUUAAAGUUGAUGGGGUAGCUUUUAGGUUGAUACCAGAGGCGUCUCAAGUGCAGAAUGCAAUAAAGGAAAGGAAGAAGUCUGGUGCAUAUGAUGAGAGCUUUUUCGGGGUUCCAGUUUUCCAGUCAAAAAGCUUGAUUCUGAGGACCCAAGACAAGAGAUAUCGCCCUGUCUUUUUUAGGAAGGAGGACUUGAUAAAAUCCCUGAAUUGUGCAACUCGUUAUGAGAGAUUGAAUCCUGCUUUUAGAGAGGGAGAAAUUCAGGUUGCUGUUUUUGAAGAUAUAAUACGAGGGAUGAAGGAUGACUCAUCUUCGAAGUGGGAUGAUGUUGUUUUCAUACCUCCUGGUUUUGAUGUUGCUACUGGUCAAUCCCGUCGAUAGGCAAGCUGCAAAUGGUACCUGUGGAGGUCAUCAGUACCUGUUUCAACUCUCAAUGGAUCACCCAAGUGGCAACAGGGUUGGUAUGCCAUAGUUUCAGUUAGUUAUGCUUUAUCAGCCUCUGUGGUGUUCCCGUAGUUAUGUUCCAGUGCAACUCCCUUGUCCUUGCCUUGGUAUCUCUUUUGACAUCCUUGAGGCCUUGAUGAUCUGUAUUUGGGUGGUAAUUUGAUUCUUAGAGAUGUGAUUGUCAGAAGAGAAGAUGAUGUUGUAAUUUGACACUGUUAACAGUUCAACGUGGGUAGAUGUAAAUUAGCUCAUGGUAUAAUUUCACAUAUGAAGUUUAAUGGAAUAAUAGUGAUUUUCCCUUUCCUGGUUACUAAUUUUG
Messenger RNA from Coffea eugenioides, 1497 nucleotides. Its product is annotated as protein TIC 22-like, chloroplastic. The record is from RefSeq and is a predicted model, not a curated record. NCBI's taxonomy places the organism in Eukaryota, Viridiplantae, Streptophyta, Magnoliopsida, Gentianales, Rubiaceae. The transcript is spliced from 7 exons. Gene Ontology annotation, cellular component: chloroplast. The coding region runs from base 84 to 1115 and encodes 343 amino acids. Gene Ontology annotation, biological process: protein transport.